UAUAACCUAAUCGACCCUGGCUUGCCUCCGCCUCCUCUUGCCGCCGAUUAAACUGCCGCCAUCUGCUAGUGCCGCCCCCGCACACUCCGGUUCUCUGUGAAAAUGGCGACUCAGAUGAGCAAGAAGCGAAAGUUCGUCGCUGACGGCGUGUUCUACGCCGAGCUGAACGAGCUUUUGACGCGCGAGCUUGCUGAGGAUGGAUACUCCGGUGUCGAGGUCCGUGUCACUCCCGUUAGGACGGAGAUCAUCAUCCGUGCUACUCGCACUCAGAAUGUUCUCGGUGAGAAAGGAAGGAGGAUUAGGGAACUGACCUCAGUUGUCCAGAAAAGGUUCAAAUUUGAGGAGAACACCGUGGAAUUGUAUGCCGAGAAGGUGAACAACAGGGGUCUUUGUGCCAUUGCGCAGGCUGAAUCUCUGCGCUACAAGCUUCUUGGUGGCUUGGCUGUUAGAAGGUAAAACACAUUGAAUUAUUUGCAUUUAAUUCUCUCUUAAAUUUCUUUAAACACUAGCUAGUACAUGUUAGGUAGCUCACUCCAUUCAAUAUUGUAGAAUGUAAUAUUUCAAAAUAUUCUCUGUGCUUAUGUUGGAUAUUAAAUUCGUAUUAUGCUAUGUUUGGGAACUUGGAUUUGGAUUUGAAAUCCAAAUUUGGCUCAAAUCCCAUGUUUGGGAACCUUAAGAAUUUUGGAAUCUAUAUACCUCUCCUGUCAUUUGAAACAAGAAUUCAGAUUUUCGAAUUCAAAUGAAAUGUUUGUUCCCAUACAUUACCUGAUGUCAUUCACAAAGCAAAUUGAUUCCCAGUAUCAGUUCUGUGUCAGAUGAUGACUAAAACAACAUUUUCCCAUUCCAUGCUAGUAAACUGGAACUGUGUAAUGCAGAUUCGUAAUCAUGGCCAGGAAACAUUUUCACCUUAGUUCAAUCCCAAUGAAGUGCCUGUGAGCCACAGCUCACAGUUUUAUUAUCUCUAAUUAAUAGUCAUCUAUAAAGCAAUUUGGUCCAUUGUGCAUACCAAUGUUGUGUCGGAAGAUGACCAAAUUAUUACAGCUUCACCAAGAGUAAUUCAAGAGUUGUGGUAUCUACAUAUAGCUCUGUGCCUCUUGGGUUGCAACAUCUUUUAAAAUCCAUAUAUGAAUAUAUUUAAAAAUUUUAUGUCUUAAUAUAUUUUGAUCUUCUUUGUUUGUUUAGGGCUUGCUAUGGUGUUCUGCGGUUUGUUAUGGAAAGUGGAGCCAAGGGCUGUGAGGUAUAUUUCUGUGAAUGAUUCAAGUUUUUUCUCGGAGUUCAUUAAUGCUAAAGAGUUGUUACAUACUUGUAUUCAGGUAAUUGUCAGUGGAAAACUGAGGGCUCAGAGGGCCAAAUCUAUGAAGUUCAAAGAUGGUUACAUGAUUUCAUCUGGUCAACCCGUCAAGGAAUACAUUGACACUGCCGUGAGACACAUCCUCAUGAGACAGGGAGUACUGGGCAUCAAGGUUAAGAUCAUGCUUGCACAUGACCCACAAGGAAAGAAUGGACCAAAGACUCCUCUUCCAGAUCUUGUCACCAUUCAUCCUCUUAAAGCCGAAGAAGACUUCACCAAUGUGCCUCCACCGGCAAUGGUACCCCCACCAACAACUGAAAUUGAAGUUAUGUAGAGAGUGGCGUGCGUGUUAGUUUUCCUCCCUUUUGUUAUGCCUUUGGGUAUGGGAACUUUCAUCGCUAUGAGGAUUUCACCGUUGUCUUGUUACCUUUCCCCCUUUUUUAAAAGGAGUCUAGUUAUUUUGUUAUUUGAUGAAGUUUUGUUUCAAAUUGAUAAUGAAGAUUUCUGCCUUUGAUUUCAGACAUCAAUAAAUAAUCUCUGUCUGCCACACUGUCCUUUUAAAGAUGUGUCUUUGUGUUUGAUUUCCCUUUGUUUAUACCAUAGGCGUUUUAUGAUUC
Cuscuta campestris is the source of this 1908-nucleotide messenger RNA. NCBI's taxonomy places the organism in Eukaryota, Viridiplantae, Streptophyta, Magnoliopsida, Solanales, Convolvulaceae. The record is from the annotation of a GenBank genome assembly.